Molecule: messenger RNA, 4290 nt
Organism: Opisthorchis viverrini
Lineage: Eukaryota; Metazoa; Platyhelminthes; Trematoda; Opisthorchiida; Opisthorchiidae
Exons: 9
Coding region: 1-2847 (948 amino acids)
Biological process (GO): L-serine catabolic process; L-threonine catabolic process
Molecular function (GO): L-serine ammonia-lyase activity; RNA binding; threonine deaminase activity
Source: RefSeq, a predicted model, not a curated record
AUGCACUCAAAUGGUUGCGUAAAUGGCAGUCUUUCAGACGUCUUUCCAUCAAUUCCGCUCCAGGAUUCUGUCUCGAGCUCUCCCAUGAUAGGUAUGAACGGGCUGUCUAGCAACGAAGUGGCAGCGCGGAUAAAGUACCUGGGACUCAAUGUGUCCACGCAACUGAACGCUGCCAGUAAUCCAGGCAGUGUUUUCUUCAAUGAGGAUCGAUCUCGUACAAAUUUAAUCAUAAACUACUUACCACAAAGCUACGAUCAAAACGACCUCCAGAGGCUUUUUGAACGCGUCGGUCCUAUCCGUCAAUGUAAACUCAUUCGGGACAAGAACACCGGCGCUAGCUUGUGCUACGGCUUUGUUGACUUUGUCAACCCUCAGCAUGCCGCCCUGGCGAUCCAGAUGUAUCACGGCUAUGAGACUGAGCAGAAAAGGCUGCGUGUGGCUUAUGCCAGUUCAGGCGGUAGACGCUUCACCCCUAGUCAUCGUUUGCCUUCUGUGGCUAAUACUGUUGGUGCUGCUGGGUGUCUGACCAACGAAGUAACCAACGAGAAUGUUAUCGGAUGGGAAGUGUUUGUUGUGGGUAUUCCGAUGGAAUGGACGGAAGCAGAUCUUCUGCGACUUUUCAAUAAUUUCGGGAACGUCAUUCUCGUCCGGCUUUUAGCACCACAGUUAUCUGAGUCACCCCCGAGUCAUAAGGCGCGCAUGAGUUCUCCGGCUCUUAACGGCGCUGCAAGCGAUAUGAGCUCAGAAUCAGCUGAGGGAAGUCGUCUGACGACGACAGCCUCCGUGAUAUUUGAGGAACGAUCUAGCGCUGAGCAAUCUGUUUUUCGUCUAAAUGGUUAUCAUGCUCCGGAGUGGUCUUCUCCAUUGCGUUUACGUAUAAUAGGAUCGGUUACACGUGAAACAUACGGACUGUUCUGCCUCCCAUCUCGCCAGUCGCCUGCUUUCGGCCUUUCUCGCUUACCGAAUUCUCAAAACUCUGCAGAGCACUUUGAAUCUGAGGUUCUCAGUAAUCUUCUCAAUCGAAAGGCCUUGGGAUCGUCAAACUGUUUGCCCAAUGGACCACUGUCUAAGUCGGUGGAUCCCACCUCAUUGCAAUUGUCUUCUGAGUUACAUUCAACCAGCAGUUUUCCACACCCACGAGCUAUAAUCCGCAACAAAGGUGACGGGCAGUCAAUUCUGAACCACCAAGGAAAUCCAUUGGAGCUCUUGGAACUUCUUGAUGGACAAGUGGCCUCGAACACGUCCAAUUUGAUGGGUGGUAAUGAACGUUUUGCCAGUCGUGACCUUUCCCUUGUGAAUGCAUUAGCUGUCCAUCGAGCAUCUGAGCAAGAAGCCUCCAGGCUUGAGCAUUCCCUACGUGGCUUGACGGCCAACCAAUCACAAACAUGGACGUUUCCUCACCGCUCUGUGCUUGCUUCAGGGUCUGACGCAGCCCGAGGCGCCGAUUCUAUUGCUUCGAGUUUGCUGUCGAAUACCGUGAAGCGUCUUUCAAUCAAAACACCGGUCAUUGCAAGCACAGUAUUAUCUUCUAUGUCCUCACAGCGUGGAUGUCAAGUGAAUGUGUGGCUCAAGUUAGAGAAUUUGCAGCCCACUGGCUCAUUUAAAGUGCGAGGAAUGGAAAAUGUUUGCCGCAAGUGGGCGGCCUCGGGGGUCACUCAUGUUGUGUGCCCUAGUGGAUGCAAUGCUGCAGUUGCUGCUGGAUUCUGUGCUCAGGCUUAUGGUCUUACGUGCACUGUAGUGAUACCGGAGCCUGUCGAAAACACAGUUCGUCGACGUCUGGCCAUUGAUGCUCCAGACACCAAAGUAGUUGUUCAUGGGUCCGAUUGGUUGGAGGCGAAUCAUCGAGCCGAGCAGCUAGUCAAUGAUCUCCAAGCUGGUCACCCAGGUGAUUCGUCGAUACGCCUACUUCAUCCCUACGAUCACCCUGAUCUAUGGGAAGGGUACGAAGUCAUUGUUGACGAAUUGGCGCCCGACGUUGGGCAACCUGAUGUCAUCAUCUUGGCCGUCGGUGGUGGCGGCUUACUGGCUGGCAUAAUCCAAGGUUUGUGGAACCGUGGUUGGUCUUCAACCCAUGUGGUCGCUGUGGAGACUGAAGGUGCCGAUUGCCUCAGUCGUUCUAUGAAAGCUGGACAACUGCUUCUGGUCCCUCGCGUCAAUAGUAUUGCUACUUCCCUCAUAGCCCCAGUUUUAGCGCACCGCAGCUGGAAUCUCGCCCAGUUGCAGUCACUGACCCCCGUCAUCUGCACCGAUUCAGAGGCUUUAGAUGCCGUCAAACGUUUUCUCGAUGACCACGGCAUGCUGGUUGAACCUGCGUGCGGAGCCGCUUUGUCUGCAGUUUACUCAGGGGUCCUUGGCCGUUUGCAGCUAGAGGGACGUAUUCCCCGCCCGGCAAACGUAGUCGUCGUAGUAGGUGGUGGUCGCAAUGUAUCCCUAAGGCAAAUUCCGGAAUGGGAAGCCCAACUGAGUAUGUUCCCAAACGAUCAUCUGACUACGCCGUUCAUACCGCCAAUGACAAAUCCUUACUUAAAUCACACUUCACCCCGCACCACCGUUUGUUCCGAUGUGUCCAUUAAACAGCCAGUUGGUUUUGGUCAACAGCUUUCUCAAGAUGCUGAUGAGACUCUCAAGCUUAACUCGUCGACACCGAGCACCCCACGCGCAGUUUGCACUAUAUUGAAUCGAAAUGGUACUACCGCACCAGAAAGCGCUGAUUUGACUCAGAACGCAAGCGAACGUGAUGGCAGUGGUGAGUGUAGUGGUACCCUCAACCCCCACGAUCUGGUCAAUUUCUCCAAGUUACUUGCAUCAGACGCUGAUCCGGUUGAUGCUGGGGGCUUACGUGAAUGAUGCUGCUAAAGUUGAAUCAACCUUAUUCCGUUGAACGGUGUUUUUCUAUUUUAUUUUUUAUUUUGAUUACGAGGUACAUUUUACAUGUUUUCGUGUUCAUCUAUUUCACGUAGAUUUGGCCACGAGGCAUCCCCUUAUUGGUGUUGCUGCUCCUACUGAUUCUUUCUUUGUUGUGUGAGGCGGGCGGCUUACUCCAAGCGCACCUAUCGCCAUUCCUUUUCCGGUACUUUGUUCACUAUAGAGUGUUGGUUUUCUCCCUUGUCUCCGGUUCGCUGACUGUCUUCAGGGCUGCUCGCCGGUUUCCCUACCAUUACUACACUGACUUGUUUGUUUUCGUUUCUAUAAUCUUUAUAUACUGCUGCUACUAUUGUUCUGUAGAUACUUUUAUUUUCCAACAGCGUCCGAUAGUUUUUACUUUGUUUUGCCUGAAUUAUUAGUUUGCAUCGUCAUAAUCACACUUGAGUUUCUUGAGAUCACGCACUUCAUGGCGUGGAUUAAUCAAUUAUCAUUCCAUCGCAUUGCGCCCGUGCCUAUCUUCCUUCAUCUCUGUCUACCAUUACUGCUACUGGGUGCCUUGUAUUUCGUUCCUGUUAUCUCUAUCUCUGGUCAUUCUUUUCCUAUCACAGUUGCAUUUACCCUGUGUUUAUCUUCUUGAGGCUGCUUGUUCAUUUUAUUCCUCCACUCCGCGGCCCCCUGCCCAUGACACCCGUGACACUGCAUAUCUCGGAUGAUUGCUGUUCUAUUAAAGACUUGUGCGGAGCGCUUUUGCGUCCGAUCCCCGCACAAUGCAUUUCCGAAACAAUCGGCCGGCUUACCCCAUCUUCCCACCGUGUAUGGUUAUAUCGCCUUCAUCUUGGUUAGUGUCAACACCGGUUCUACUGGUACUGCGUUUUUUGUAUCUAUGAGCAGAUCACUGGCCGUGGGGGACUUCGGAUUCCAUUCCUUCGUCAACUGCUUCCCCAUUUGGCCCCCAGGCCCAGUUUCCUCCCAACUGCUCAGAGUCUGUUCACCACCAUACGUUCCGUUUCACUUUGACAGGCAGCUGGCCUGCAAAGUUUCCUACCGCAUUUGGUUUGUUCUUCAUUCGAACCAGUUUGCCUCUUCAUGUGCGUUCUUGCGUGUUCACUCCCACACUCCGAUUAUGUCGCACCUGUGCCUUGUCUCGCUCUUUUUUGUAGUCUGUCGUUUGUACUCUUUUGAUUUACAAAAAUACCACCAGCAUUCAUUACUUUUCUAAUUUAGUAACAUUUCAGAUUUUCAAUUUAUCUUCGGCCAUCCUACCACCAGUGCACACUGUUCAAUGGCGGCAACCUUUGAACUUAUGGGCCUGUUUUUUGCUUGUUCGUUUUUUCCUAGUACAUCUGGUUUUAUUGCCAUUUACUUUAAAUGCGCAUUACCUCUGCUUUGCAUUGUUUUUAUUUUUAUUAUACACGUGUGUUGAAG